Molecule: messenger RNA, 964 nt
Organism: Trichoderma reesei QM6a
Lineage: Eukaryota; Fungi; Ascomycota; Sordariomycetes; Hypocreales; Hypocreaceae
Exons: 1
Coding region: 1-927 (308 amino acids)
Molecular function (GO): hydrolase activity
Source: RefSeq, a predicted model, not a curated record
AUGGCCAGGCUGUAUGCCAUUUCCGACUUGCACCUUGCACACCCUCUGAAUGCGUCGGCGUGGGACCUCUUGCGGCCCAAACCUCCGGGCGCGGGCCUGAUUCUUGCAGGCGACAUUGGCGAAUCAGCCACGCACCUGAUCAAGGCCUUUGAGCGUGCCAAAGCUUGCUUCACGCAUGUUUUCUGGGUGCCUGGAAAUCAUGAGCUCUACAGUGUCUCACCUGCGGUGGCCAAGCAUCCCGCUGAUCGCCUCCGGGGAGAAGCGAAGUACAAUGCCCUGGUGGAAUUGGCACGCCAGCAUGGCGUCCUAACACCCGAAGACGAUUGGAUGCUAUGGAGACAGCCGGACGGCGUUGAUGUGGUGGUUGCUCUCGUCUUCACAUUAUACGAUUAUUCAUUUCGGCCGGCAGACAUAUCGCGAGAACAGGCACUGGAGUGGGCGAUGGAGGAGAACGUGUGGGCUACUGACGAGGCCCUGCUGCACCCGGAUCCGUAUAGCUCAAGGGACGAGUGGUGUACAAAGCUGUGCGACAGGUGGGAGCUCAAGUUUGCCGAGUACGCCAGACGAUAUCCAAAUGUGAAGUUCGUCAUCGUAAAUCACUGGCCGCUGCGGGAGGACCUGAUAUUCAUUCCAAAGAUCCCGCGCUUUACUCUCUGGUGCGGAACCAAAAGGACUAGGAACUGGGCAGAGGGCGGGCAUUUCGGAGCCGACUACGGCGGGGCCGAAGUGGUUGUGACUGGACAUCUGCAUGUCAGGCGGACGGAUAUCAAAGAAGGUGUGAGGUACGAAGAGGUCAGUCUAGGAUACCCACGGCAAUGGGAAAAGGCACGGGACGCCGACAAAGGGCCUAAUGAGCUGUUAAGACAGAUUCUGCCUGGUGAUGCAUUGGUGGAAGAGGGCCAGCGGAUAUGGCGCCCUCAAGGCUGAUAUCUCUAUAUACCUUCAAGCAACUGUGGACAAAGAU